Molecule: messenger RNA, 612 nt
Organism: Psilocybe cubensis
Lineage: Eukaryota; Fungi; Basidiomycota; Agaricomycetes; Agaricales; Agrocybaceae
Exons: 1
Coding region: 1-612 (203 amino acids)
Source: RefSeq, a predicted model, not a curated record
AUGCCAACUCUUAUUUCCGGAAUGUUUCCUAGGCUUAGCCAGCCUCCUGCGUUCCCGACAAUAAAUUCAUUAAGCAGUCAGGUUACACCUAUGACGAGUGAUACAACGAGGUUUGAAGGUCCACUCGCGCGUAGGAAUGCAGCGAGCAUAGCGAAAUUUCUGAGCACUGCAAUUGAAGUUCCACCAUUUACGACAGGUAGUACGGCAAGCAGUACAGCGAACGUCAGCCAAGAUCGAGGGCAGAACACAAAAUCUUUGAAAAGUAUCCUCAUUGGUGUGGGGGUGGCUGCCACCGCAAUAGUAGGCCUCUUGGUAGCCAUCCUAUUGGUCUAUUGUAGACGACGCAAACGACGACUCUCAGGGAGGGAUAACCGUAUAGUCAACCCAUUUACCAAACAAUCCUCACCUACUCAUGCAUCGCAACCCCCGGAUACGCUCGAAAUCGCAAAGAAAUACAUUGAUGUGCUAGAAAACCAGAUAGAAAGAAUGCGACGCGAGGCAGCCACAGCAACGGCAACUACACAAUCACAAGCCGGCCCAAGUACAUUAGACACACCUUCUUUAGGAGAGCCGGCAAAGGCUGCACCUCCCCCUCAGUACGAAUCGAUAUAA